AUGAAAUGCAAGAAGCAGCAGUCACCACAGGAAUGCCAACUGGCUAAGAAGUGGCAGAGGAUGGUGGCCAUGGGGAGGAAGAGGCUCGCCCAGAGUACGACGGUGAAAAGAGCCGCCGAGGAGUGUUGUGCGACGACCUCAGUAGCGGUGAAGGGACAAUGCGUGGUGUAUACAGCCGAUGGGGGUCGGUUCGAGGUGCCACUGGCGUACCUCGGCACGGCGGUCUUCAUCGAGCUUCUGAGGAUGUCUCAGGGGAAGUUUGGGUUCGCGGGCAGCGACGACGGUCGCAUCGCGCUGCUCUGCGACGCUGUGGUUAUGGAAUACGCCAUGUGCUUGCUCAGGAGAGAUGCUUCCACGGAGGUAGUGAUGGCGUUCCUGAGUUCCAUUGCCAGGUCGUGCUGCUUUGACGGCAGUGUGGUGGUGCCACGUGUAGGGUUUAGCCAGUAUGUAGCUGUUUGUUAGCUUCUGAAGAACGGCAGCUAACUAGGAUCCUUGUUCCAGGCACCAUAUUUUGUUCAAUGGAAGAUGUAAAUACAAAGUUAGUACAUUAGAAUUGGGAACAAAAAAAUUGUGAUGCAAUUAGCAAAAUAUUUAGUUCAACUGUCUGUUUCAGAGUGGGUACUUCAGUAGCACAAUUAUAUUUUUGUGUGUUAACAAAUUCAGUCAAGGCGUACACCUAGAAACUACAACUAACGCAGUUCUGCACACAUUUUCUUUUAAAGAAUUAGACAUAUUUAAAGAAUUUAGUGAAGAGAAAAGCAAACGCUCAUACAUUCAAGU
Molecule: messenger RNA, 780 nt
Organism: Aegilops tauschii subsp. strangulata
Lineage: Eukaryota; Viridiplantae; Streptophyta; Magnoliopsida; Poales; Poaceae
Source: RefSeq, a predicted model, not a curated record